UUAAAAAACAACUAAGCGCCGAGAAGGAGGAGGCUCGCAUCGCAAGGAACCAAAGCAAACCCCAGCAGAGCAAAGCUCCGCCAUCAAGUCCCGGAGGAGCGCAGCGGAGGGAGGGAGGACGCAGUACAGGCUGCAGUAUGUUCUCCUCGGUGAAGCCCUACGAGGGCCAGCAGUUUGCAGCUUUGAGGAAACAGUGCCAGCAGAACAGGACGCUGUUUGAAGAUCCUCUCUUUCCCCCUGUGGACCAGUCUCUGUUCUACCAGGGCAACCGCAUCGGCAAAGUCACCUGGAAGAGGCCCAAGGAACUCUGUGAUGACCCCCACCUGUUUGUUCAUGGUAUCAGUGCUCAUGACCUGCACCAGGGGCAGUUGGGAAACUGCUGGUUUGUGGCCGCCUGUUCCAGUCUUGCCUCCAGAGAAGCUUUGUGGCAGAAAGUGAUUCCUGACUGGAAAGACCAGGAAUGGGACACGAAACGGCCCGAGUCGUACGCGGGGAUCUUUCACUUUCGCUUCUGGCGGUUUGGAGAGUGGGUGGAUGUGGUCAUCGAUGAUCGACUGCCUACUGCCAACGGCAAACUGGUCUACUGCCAUUCAAACGACAGUAAUGAAUUCUGGAGCGCGCUGGUGGAAAAAGCCUACGCCAAGAUGUAUGGCUGCUAUGAGGCACUGGAUGGUGGGAACACAGCAGAUGCUCUGGUGGAUUUCACAGGAGGCGUGUCGGAGCCCAUCGACCUGCUGGAGGGACAUUUUGGUCAGGAGGAGGAAGCCAGGAACCAGCUGUUUGAACGCGUCCUCAAAGUCCACAACAGAGGAGGCCUCAUCAGCUGCUCCAUCAGAGCAACCUCUCAGGCAGACAUGGAGGCCCGUCUGGACUGUGGUUUGGUCAAAGGUCACGCCUACGCAGUGACGGAUGUGCGGAGAGUUCGGCUGGGUCACGGCCUUUUGGCUUUCUUCAAGUCCGAGAAGCUGACCAUGAUCCGCAUGCGGAACCCCUGGGGGGAGCGAGAGUGGAACGGACCGUGGAGCGACAGUUCAGAGGAGUGGCAGAGGGUCAGUAAGAGUGAAAGGGAGAAGCUAGGGGUCACUGUGGAGGAUGAUGGGGAAUUCUGGAUGACAUUUGAGGACUUCUCCAAGCACUUCACUGACCUGAUCCUGUGCCGACUCAUCAACACCUCCUACCUGAGCAUCCAUAAGACCUGGGAAGAGGCCAUGUUGUUUGGGUCUUGGAGUCGUCAUGACGACCCGCUCAGAAACCGCUCGGGAGGCUGCAUCAACAACAAAACCACUUACCUCCAGAACCCACAGUAUGUAUUUGAGGUGAAAAAGCCUGAGGACGAGGUGUUGAUCUGUUUGCAGCAGAAGGACAGGAGAGCUCGUUCUAAAGAUGGAAAAGGAGAAAACCUGGCCAUUGGCUUCGACAUUCAAAAGGUGGAGCUGAACCGGAUGUAUCGCAUGCACAUGAGCCAGCAGAAGAUGUGUAGCUCCAUCUUCAUCAACUCUCGCAGCGUGUUUGUGCGUAAGGACCUGAACGAGGGCAGAUACGUAAUCAUCCCCACCACUUUUGACCCCGGCCUGCAAGGAGACUUUCUGCUACGAGUCUUCACAGAUGUGCCUUCAGACUGCAGAGAGCUGACCCUGGAUGAGCCUCCGCAGACAUGCUGGACGGGCCUGUGUGGAUAUCCACAGCUGGUCACACAGGUGCAUGUGAUGAAGGCCGUGGGGCUGCAGGGUCAGGACUCAGAUGGCUCGUCUGACCCGUACGUUAUCAUCAGCUGUGAAGGGGAGAAAGUGCGCUCCCACGUCCACAAAAGCACUCUGAGUCCCGACUUCGAUGUGAAGGCAUUGUUCUACAGAAAGAAACCCAAACAGGGCAUCCUCAUUGAGAUCUACAACAAGAAUGUCCUGAACGACUCCUUUAUGGGUCAGAUCACUCUGAGUGGUGACGUGUCAGACCUGCAGCAGCACCACACUGUCCACCUGCGAGGCAAAGGCAGCCGGCAGGGCAGUGACCUCCCGGGCAUGCUCAGCGUGAGUGUCAUCACCAGCAACGUCCUGACCAACAUCUGAGACCCGCCAGGCCGGCCCAAACCGGACCAUCACCGUGGCGAUCGUGUGUCAUGCUCACCUGUGGUAACUCAGAGCUCAUGUGCGUUGAGGUGUAGUGUGUGUAUAUACCUAAAUACUUCAAAAAGCUUCUGGCUACUUCUGUCUAAUGUACCUCAGUGGCCUUUUUAGCUCAUUUAAAAUUUUUUAUAUUAAUAACGACUUGCUAUGAAAUGAAUGAAAGUGGAUAGUCACAUGCAUUCACACAUAUUUGUGGCUACUGGCUUCCAUUUGUUGUGUUAGUUUGUUUGGUUAAGCUCUUCUUUUAAUGAGUUUUGUUUACGUCUUCUCCUGGACCAAAAACCUUUUAGCUGUUUAUUUCAGAUAUUAUAUUUUCUUAUUUCAAGCGCUUGACUGAUGAUGCCACUUUGGAGUUCUCUAAAUGCUGGGAAUUGUGUGCCAUUACCAUGUAGCCAACCAACCAUCCAAAGUCAUUACGUGCUGGACAGUCAUUAAACUUGUUUACGCAAUGCGCUUAGUACUCAGGACAUGUAGGUACUCAGUAUAUGGAUAACUCAGUAUUGCAGGGAACUGCUGUAAUCCAAAUGUUCUCCAGGCUAAAUUACACCUGGACACGUUGUGUGAACCAGACAGCCAAUCAGACUGGUGGAAUCAGGUUAAUUUAGAAGUGCCUGUACAAAAGGGGAAUUCCACCAGUCGUCCAAAAUUCCUGCUUCAGUUGUUGAGUCAUUCAGAGUGAUUCGAUAAGAAAUGGUUUAUUGGUGGUGAUGGAAAACCGAAGUCACAAUGUCUGUAACACAAAUAUAGCCAUUUAAUUUACUAUCCAAAACCACCAGUGGACCUACAUGUGUUUUCUGAGCUUUAUAUCGUCAUCAUGCACAAAAAAAAGGGUCUCCAGUGGUAACUUAACGGGAGCAGACCACCAAGUUCUUAACCUUUAAUGUAUCGUAUUGUAAUGAGAUUUUUUUCUAAACAACUGGGACAUUUCUAUUGGUCCAUUUUUAGAACACAAACAGCUGCUCUGCCCAAAUGAUGCCAUAAAAUCUAAAUCAACAGCGAUGAUAUGUACCGCUAAUAAUGCUGAAAUAGUGGCAAAUCUGAAAAAAUAUUUUGCUUUUCGCCUUAUAGUAUCCUGCAGUAUCCUCACCACCAUGAAUGGCUUUAAAAAAUUAGUUUUAAGCCCAAAUCCUGUCUCAAUACAUUGACAUUUGGCAGACACUCUUAUCCAGAGAGACUUACAAUGUGAUCAUUUUACACAGGAAGGCAAAGGUGGUAUUGGGAGUCUUGCCCAAGGACUCUUAUUGGUAUAGUAUAGGGUGCUGCCCUGGUGGG
Messenger RNA from Pygocentrus nattereri (red-bellied piranha), 3395 nucleotides. RefSeq names its product calpain 5a (gene capn5a). The coding region runs from base 138 to 2066 and encodes 642 amino acids. Gene Ontology annotation, cellular component: cytoplasm. Gene Ontology annotation, biological process: proteolysis. The transcript has 13 exons. Gene Ontology annotation, molecular function: calcium-dependent cysteine-type endopeptidase activity. The record is from RefSeq and is a predicted model, not a curated record. Lineage: Eukaryota; Metazoa; Chordata; Actinopteri; Characiformes; Serrasalmidae.